Molecule: messenger RNA, 3459 nt
Organism: Mizuhopecten yessoensis (Yesso scallop)
Lineage: Eukaryota; Metazoa; Mollusca; Bivalvia; Pectinida; Pectinidae
Product: kazrin-like
Exons: 14
Coding region: 940-3378 (812 amino acids)
Molecular function (GO): protein binding
Source: RefSeq, a predicted model, not a curated record
GUAUUUAUACCCAGCGAGACGGAUCAUCAGUCGGCACAAUUUUGUCAUUCAGCUACUCCGAUACCCAAUCAGAUCCACCCCCCAGGUGACAAUAGAACCAAUGAAACGCAAGACUACACACGGUCGGUUUUACCAACAAUACAAAGUUUUCAUCUGUGUGUAUAAUCAUAGCGGCUACUUCAUGUUUACAGCCGGGGUACAUAAUACCAGAACAUUUAAAAAUGAUUUGGUAUGAGCUCAUUUCGACUACCAUACCUGGAAGUUAUUUGAAUGUAUAGAGACGCAUGUUGAAUUGUCCGAGGGGCGGUGAGAAAGCUGUUAUUAUCGUGUGAUCAAUAUUCUCAAGAAAAUUUUCGCUGCUGGAUAUUACGACCUGCUGAUGCAAGUUUGGGCCCACGCUGUUGACUAUAGGACAUUCCAUUGGUGGCACCUCAUCAGUGGCACUCACUGGAACAACUGCCUUUUAUCGGAGGAGGGACUUGUAAGAUUUCAAAUGUCAACCACUGCAGAAAAAGUAUUUGUGAAAUGUCAGAGGAAUGUAUUUAUCAUACAAGACCGAAAAAAUGAAUUUUUGUGACAAUGAGGGAAGAAGAGAGCUUGCAUGCUAAGUGUUAAUACAAACUUAUUAGAGACAAAGACUUGAUGCACUCGUGAGGAUUGAGGGACUGUGUGUUGCGUGAUCGUGUGUUAUCGUUUGCUGGAAUUUCUAAAGAUCAAUUGUUGACAUCACAGCGAACCCUCAUAUCUGCACCAGCGUCACAGUUACAUGUACAGCCUUCUCGCUGCUUGCCACAAUCGUAUAUCAAAUGGGCAGGAUUCUCUCGGCCAAAAAAAUACUGUCAGUGCCAACAGGGCCAGAGUGAUACGGAGACAUAGCGACCCUGGGAUGAUGGUAUGAUCAAUGUUUAUCUUGUGUGAGCAACACAUCACUCUUUGACAAUGGAGGAUAUUCAGAUUUCCAUGGAUCGAAUUCCGUUAGAUAUCAUGUCUUCUGCUGCCCGAAAGAAAUACACGGAUGCAAUUACAAAACAGAACACAAUAGCUGAAACAGCUAUACAGUCUCUGGAUUCUCUCAAUGACCAAAUCGUACAAUAUAUCUUCACGCCAUCAAAUGGACAGCCUUUUGAUUUCGACAAAGACCUCUUGCCCAAUGAACAAGAGACACUGAAGUCGUCGAUGGUGUUGAUUCGACGGCUUCUUCACGACGCCCAAAGCAAGUUUCGUAAAAUGGUAGAAGACAAUAAACAGUUGGCAGCUCGAAUCGACGGAUCUAUACACGCGGCUAACCAGGAGGUGAAUGCCCUGCGCACAGAACUAGUGGACACAAAUAAGCGAUUGUCGGAGAUAGGAACGGGAAUUGAGAAACGGGACUGUGGAGUUCAAUGUGACAGUGAAAACACGCCACGCCACAAGGCUGACGAGGAAAAUGAGUUGAAGCAACUAAGGGAAGAGAACUCUCGUCUUGAGGCACGCCUCGCAACACUGGAACAGGAUGACCUCAAGGAUAUUGCCACGGAAACCACCAAGAUUGGCGAGAUGAAGCUUGACCUCAUUCAGACCAAACAGGAACUCAACCGGGCCAAAGAGGCGUUACAAGCAAUGAAGGGGGACCGAAAGCGUCUGAAGGCAGAAAAGCUUGAGUUGCUGAAUCAAAUGCGUCAGUUAUACACGACGCUGGAGGAUAAGGAAACCGAGCUCCGUGACUUUAUCCGUAACUAUGAGACGCGUAUGAGGGAGAGCGAUGAUACCAUCAAACAGCUUGCCACAGAACGUGAGGACUGUGAACAUGAACGCUGGGAUUUGAUGAAACAAGUCCGGGACGGACAGGAACGCACCUUCAUACUCCGGUCACAACUCGAAAGUAAAGAUGCACAAAUAAAAAAGUUGGAAGUAGAUUUGGUCGAGGCGAAGGAGCAGCAAGUGUCUGGUCAGAAGCAUCGGAGCAGCAUGAACCACUCGCCAAACAGCGUUGGAGGUACAACGACGAACAGUGAAGAACUACCCCCGUACGAAACGCCACCCCCCACUGCAAAUUUCAAUUCCAAAAACAGUAGCAUGGAAGUACUGCCGGUUACACCCAACAACAAGACGAGGGAGAGAAGCAAUUCCCUCACACCGUUGCUGGAUAGCUCUGAUUUCAGCCCUUCUAGUCAAGACGUAACGGAGAGUCCCGUAGACUCUAAAAAGAAGAAACGGAUCAGCCUCAAUUCCAUAUCCCGAGUAUUUUCAAGGGGUCGGGUCCGACGAUCUAUAGCUCUUCCUACAGACGCUGACUUGGAUGACAUUCCACCCAACUCGAGAUUGACCUUAUUAAACCCGGACAACUAUCAAGAAAAACUGCAGAUUGUCGAGCAAUCUAAAGGUUGUCACAUGACUCUAUGGAAAGCCAAUCAGGUGUUGGCCUGGCUCGAGAUCGUUCUCAACAUGCCCAUGUAUGGAAAAAUGUGCACAGCUAACAUUAAAAGUGGGAAGGUCCUGUUAGGGCUCAGUGAUUCGGAACUUGGAUCAGCACUCGCAAUUUCUAACCCGAUGCACAGGAAGAAGAUUCGGAUAGCAAUAGAAGAGGCGCGGAAUCCAGCAGACAUAGCAUUCCCCAAGUCCUGCCUGCUUGACCACACAUGGGUGGCACAUCGCUGGAUGGCCGAUCUGGGUCUGCCUCAGUACAUACAAUCAUUAGAGACCAACCUCAUCGAUGGACGCAUGCUCAAUAUUCUCACAAAGAAAGAGAUGGAGAAAUACUUAGGUGUCCAUCGUAAAUUCCACCAGGCCAGCAUUCAACACGGCGUCGAAUUACUACGCAGACUCAAUUUCGACAAAGAGAUGCUGACAGAUCGGCGGUCGAAGUGUGACAGCACCGACACAGAUCCUCUGGUCUGGAACAACCAAAGAGUCAUCAAGUGGGUCCAGAGCAUAGACCUGGAGGAAUAUGCUCAAAAUUUGAAGGAGAGUGGCGUACACGGGGCGUUAAUGGUGCUAGAACCUCAGUUUACGUCGGAUACCCUGGCCACAGCCCUGGGUAUACCUCCUUCCAAGUCAUACAUCCGACGACACCUCAAGACGGAACUCGAGUCUCUAGUCAAACCUGCCAGAAAUUCCAUUAAUGUUGUAAACGGUAACAACAACAAAACCAUGACACGGAACUCCACACUUACUAGGUCCUUUAGGAGCUCUUCCGUAACGGAAACUACGGGGCCAAAAACGAAGCUUAGCUUCCGGGGAUCUCUUGGCAGGGCCUUCGGAAGGAAAGUCCGAGAAGACAUGAAAAGUUUCUCCUUCGAGGAGACAACACCCAGAAGGAAAAUCUCAGCCCCAAUGAACUUUCAGCACAAUUCACUACAAUCAGUAUUCGAAGUGGAGAAAGUGAAAACAAACUCCUAGCAUUUAUGGAUAAUUUUGUAGACUACUACAAGUAUAUAUAAUUCCUAGUUCUCAAACCCUGUGGAAAAGUGCAAUUUUUUU